Messenger RNA from Syzygium oleosum, 1489 nucleotides. Its product is annotated as putative flavin-containing monooxygenase 2. Lineage: Eukaryota; Viridiplantae; Streptophyta; Magnoliopsida; Myrtales; Myrtaceae. The coding region runs from base 1 to 1449 and encodes 482 amino acids. The transcript has 5 exons. The record is from RefSeq and is a predicted model, not a curated record. Gene Ontology annotation, molecular function: flavin adenine dinucleotide binding; NADP binding; N,N-dimethylaniline monooxygenase activity.
AUGGAAACUGUGCAAAACCCUACUGUCAUGAACCCAAGAAUCGCCAUCCUUGGUGCUGGGGUCAGCGGUUUAGCCGCGGCCAAACAACUCUCCCACUACAACCCAAUGGUCUUUGAGGCUAGUGACUCAAUUGGGGGUGUCUGGAAACACUGCUCUUACAAUUCCACCAAGCUUCAGUCCCUUCGCUGUGACUACGAGUUCUCCGAUUUCCCCUGGCCCGACCGUGACAACUCAAGCUUCCCUUCUCAUGCCCAGAUCCUCGAUUACCUGCACGCAUAUGCCAUGCGCUUUGAUUUGAUGAAGCUUGUGAGGUUCAACUCAAAAGUGGUGGAGGUUCGCUUCAUCGGCGAUCAGAAGCCGACGGAUAAUUUGGCAGAUUAUGGUAGUUUGUUGCCCGAGCAGCCGGCUUGGGAGGUCGCCGUCCAGACUCAAGAAUCGGAGAGUGUUCAGUGGCACUCAUUCGAAUUUCUGGUGAUUUGCAUCGGCAAAUAUGGGGAUAUACCGAAGAUCCCUAGUUUCCCACACAACAAUGGCCCUGAGAUAUUUCAGGGCCAAGUAUUGCACACCAUCAACUACUCCAAGCUCGACCGCGAAGCCGCGACCGAAUUGCUCAAGGGCAAGAAAGUCGUUGUCGUCGGAUACAAGAAAUCAGGCAUCGAUUUAGCCAUGGAGUGUGCAGAGGCAAAUCAAGGACCAGAAGGCCAACCAUGCACGAUGAUUGUGAGAACCAUUCACUGGACUGUUCCACAUUACUGGAGGCGGGCGAUAUCGAAGUUCAUCGAGUCCUACUUGGUGUGGAAGCUCCCGCUGAAAAAGUACGGGCUGAAGCCGGAUCACCCAUUUGAGGAAGACUACGCGUCUUGCCAAAUGGCCAUCAUGCCGGAGAAUUUCUUCUCUGAGGCUGACGAGGGGAGGAUCGUGUUCAAGAGGCCCAACAAAUGGUGGUUCUGGGAAGGAGGGAUCGAGUUCGAUGACGGCAAUAGAUUGGAGGCUGACGUGGUUGUCUUCGCGACAGGUUACGAUGGGAAGAGGAAGCUCAAGUCCAUAAUGCCCGAACCAUUUCGGAGUCUGAUGGAGUUCCCUUCUGGUAUCAUGCCCUUAUACAGGGCGACGAUCCAUCCCUUGAUUCCAAACAUGGCAUUCCUGGGAUAUGUGGAGAGCGUCUCAAACCUUCAUUCAGCAGAGCUUCAGAGCAAAUGGCUGUCUCACCUGCUAGAUGAGAAGUUCAAGCUCCCCGGUGUCGAGGACAUGCUUGAACAGACAACUAAAGAGAUCGAGGUGAUGAAGAAGACGACCCGGUUUUACAAGAGGCACUGCAUCUCGGUCUUCAGUAUCAACCACGAUGACGAAAUAUGCAGAGACAUGGGGUGGAACGUGUUGAGGAAGAAAAACUGGUUGGCCGAGGCAUUUAGCCCCUACACUAGCCAGGACUACGAAAAGGAAGACUGAUGUGACAGCGAGCUCGUGAUCGUGAAAUUCGUUUCGUGUC